Messenger RNA from Chanos chanos (milkfish), 1121 nucleotides. It is a transcript of the gene psmd8, whose product is annotated as proteasome 26S subunit, non-ATPase 8. Bases 13 to 816 code for a protein of 267 amino acids. The record is from RefSeq and is a predicted model, not a curated record. Gene Ontology annotation, biological process: proteasome-mediated ubiquitin-dependent protein catabolic process. The transcript is spliced from 7 exons. Gene Ontology annotation, cellular component: cytosol; proteasome regulatory particle, lid subcomplex; nucleus. NCBI's taxonomy places the organism in Eukaryota, Metazoa, Chordata, Actinopteri, Gonorynchiformes, Chanidae.
UGCAGAAUCACCAUGGCGUCUGUAUUGAAAGAGACUGCUGGGCUGUAUGAAACAUUGAAAACUGAGUGGAAUAAGAAAAAUCCAAAUUUGAACAAAUGCGGGGAGAUUUUGAGUAAACUAAAGAUCUCUCUGUUGGAGCUGAAUUUCUUACCAACAUCCGGGACCAAACUAACUCAACAGCAGCUUAUCCUGGCCAGAGAUGUCCUUGAGAUUGGAGCUUUGUGGAGCAUCCUGAAGAAAGACAUCCCGUCAUUUGAGCGAUACAUGGCCCAGCUGAAAUGCUAUUAUUUCGAUUACAAGGACCAGUUGCCCGAGUCAGUCUACAUGCACCAGCUGCUGGGUCUGAACCUUCUUUUCCUGCUCUCCCAGAACAGAGUGUCUGAGUUUCACACAGAGCUGGAGCGGCUCAGUCCUAAGGAUAUUCAAACCAAUGUCUAUAUCAGACACCCAGUUUCAUUAGAGCAGUAUUUGAUGGAAGGCAGUUACAACAAGGUGUUCCUGGCCAAAGGGAAUAUCCCUGCAGAAAGCUAUACAUAUUUCAUAGACAUACUGCUGGACACCAUCCGUGAUGAGAUUGCGGGCUGCAUAGAGAAGGCCUACGAGCAGAUCCAGUUUAACGAGGCCACACGUGUUCUUUUCUUCUCCUCUCCCAAGAAGAUGACGGAGUAUGCAAAAAAGAGAGGCUGGACUCAAAGCCCUGAUGGCUACUAUUCAUUCAGCACCCAGCAGCAGAGGACAGAGGAAGUGACCAUCCCCUCCACAGAGCUGGCCCAGCAAGUCAUCGAGUACGCACGACAGCUAGAGAUGAUCGUCUAAGAACACACACACACACACACACACUUAUGUAUGUAUACAUAUGUAUGGAUACAUAUAUAUGUGUAUGUGUGAGGUCAUGUAUGUAGUUUUAGUAGGAUUUUACAUACAUACAUAUAUAUAUAAAAUCAUACUAAACUUGCAUAUAUGACAUUUAUACUAAAACUACAUACAUACAUCUGUACUGUUCCACAGACAGAGAAUGGUCUUCAAAUGUUUGAACUCCCUCACCCUUUUGUCAAUACUUGUGCCUCUCUGACUGACUGCCAGGGGGCAUUUGUUCGUCUGUAUCUGUAUUUUUUGGGAUA